Molecule: messenger RNA, 2207 nt
Organism: Strongylocentrotus purpuratus (purple sea urchin)
Lineage: Eukaryota; Metazoa; Echinodermata; Echinoidea; Camarodonta; Strongylocentrotidae
Product: acyl-CoA 6-desaturase
Exons: 12
Coding region: 412-1794 (460 amino acids)
Biological process (GO): lipid metabolic process
Cellular component (GO): membrane
Molecular function (GO): oxidoreductase activity, acting on paired donors, with oxidation of a pair of donors resulting in the reduction of molecular oxygen to two molecules of water
Source: RefSeq, a predicted model, not a curated record
AUUUUUGACUUAAUUUCAUGAGCAUCAUUCAUUUAUUCACGCCCCAAAGGAUUCCGACACAUAACGUGAGCAGCAAACGCCAAUUUUAUUGUUGAGAGUGUGCGGUUGAAUUCUUGUAACGUGCUUAAAUGUAUAGGCCUCUGGAGAAGUGACAUUCAUUUCUUCUAGCUCUAGCUCUACUAUGGGCCUGGGAGCUGUUUGAUCAGUUGUUCACGGUGCAGAGCUAGAUAAUUAACAUAAUAUGUUACAAGGUAUGUUUUUAAUAAUGAUAUAAUGGUAUACUUGAGUAUGAGAGCACGGUUUUGCUAGAGUACUAGACAUUCAUAUUCUUGACUUCAUUUCCUGAGCAUCUUUCAUAUUCACGUCCCAAGGUUUCCGACACAUAACACUUCGAAUUCAUUUGCAAUCAUCAUGCGGACAUCAAGAGAUCUUCGGUCAAAUGGCACUAAAUCGGCAGACCCCGCCGAUGCGACCCUUCGAAACCGCUCUAGCGAGCCGACACCAGGCUCAUCUGCCAUCUUCACCUGGGAUGAGAUUCGAACCCAUGUCCUGCCAGAAGACAAGUGGUUGGUGAUAGACGGUGACGUGUAUGAUAUCAGCAAAUGGUCAAGAAGACAUCCGGGUGGGAAGGCUAUCAUCAGUCACUACGCAGGACAAGAUGCUUCGGAUGCAUUCGGCGCUUUCCAUCGAGACCGUCAAUACGUUAGCAAGUAUUUGAACAUGUAUCGAAUAGGGAAGGUCAAAGGUUAUGAUGAGCACAUAUCUGACCUCUCUCGAGACUUCAGUGACCUCAGAGACCUGACAAAGAAAAUGGGUCUCUACGAGCCAAACUAUUGGUUCUACGUCUUCCACCUCUCACACAUCAUCGCACUGGAGAUCGCAGCCUACUUGGUAGUCUCUCUCCUCGGCGGGACCGUUCUCUCUUGGAUCCUCGCAGCCGUGCUCAUCGGGACCAGUCAGACGCAGGGGUCGUGGCUCAAUCACGACUUCGGCCACCUGUCCGUCUUCAAGUCGACCAAGGCUAAUCUCAUGGCUCAGAAGCUGGUGUUCACUGGAAUUCAGGGCGUGUCAGCAUCGUGGUGGAAGUAUCGCCAUUAUUUGCAUCACUCUAAACCAAAUGUGAUCGAUAAGGAUCCUGACAUCAAAAUGGAGGUCUUCCUAUUGGUUGGUGACACCAUCCCGGUUGAGAUGGCCAAGUCAAAGAAAGGUUUCAUGCCUUACCAACAUCAACAUCAAUACUUCACUGUUUUGUCUCCGUUAUUGCUGGUUGUAUAUUAUUACUACGAAGUUUUGCGUUUUGUCUUCAAAAGGAGAGAAUGGCUGGACCUUUUCCUUAUGAUGUUGUAUUUCGUCCGUUAUUUCUACUUCUUCUUACCCUUGACUGGGCUUUUUGGAGCAUAUAUCAUUUUGUAUCUUGGAAGGGUCAUCCAGAGUGCGUGGUUUGUAUGGGUGAGUCAGUCGAACCACAUUCCAAUGGCAGUGGAACAUGAUGAACAGGAUAAACACUGGGUCCCUCUUCAGAUGCAUGCUACAUGUAACCUCGAAUCUUCCCCUUUCAUUGAUUGGUUUACGGGUCAUCUCAACUUCCAAAUUGAGCAUCAUUUAUUCCCAACUAUGCCGAGACACAACCUCUCAAAGAUCAAACCACAAGUGGAGUCUCUUUGUAAGAAGCACAACAUUCCAUACAUCAACAAGCCUUUCUGGACCGCCAUGUUUGAUAUUCUCAGGUCCUUACGAAAAUCUGGAAACUUAUGGUAUGACAUGUCUCACACAAACGACCUUCUCAUGCAGUGAGCAGUAAUAACCGAUUACGGAUGUCAUUAAGGAACAUUGGCUAUAACAACGGCAAUUUUGUUGAGGGUUCACAAGACCGAUGGCCCACGAGACGGACAGCCCGAACAAGACCGACGUUUUAUAUCACCCUUUGUUAAUUUUUUUUUAUCGGUGUCAUUGGCUGUUGAUGUAAAGGUUCUAGGACCUUUUAAAACUUUCUCCUUUUCUUUAUUUUCUUUUUUCUUAACUUUUCUGUAUUAAGAUUUUUUUUUAAUCGGUCUAGUAAACAGAUUCAUCAAUGUCGGUCUCGUGGGCUGUCGAUCUACUGAGAUGACCCCGUCAUCGACCGAGGACCACCACCAAUUAGAGUUUGUUUCAUUUCCAGAGGCGUCAAUAAUUGGGGGAGGGGGGUAAGGCCUAAAAUAAAAAACUUG